AUGGCGAAAGUAAGCACAGAGGAUUUGAUGAUCAUGUUUAAGGAACUGAUCAGAGAAGACCAGAAGAGCCUCAGGGAAUUGAUGAGAGAAGAGAGGCAAGAAAUGAUGGAGACCUUUCUGAAGCACAUCGCAGGUACUGGACAGCCCAAUACGUCGUCGGAAGUUCCGAACAUGAUGUCCGCGCUGAGCAACCGGAUCGAAAAAUUCUACUUUGACCCAGAAGCGGACGAAUGCUUCAGUAAAUGGUACGCGCGCUACAAGGAAGUCUUCGUCGAAGAUUCAAAGCAGCUGCCGGAGAGUGCCAGGGUGAGGCUUCUCUGCGAAAAGCUCGACAAGGAUUGUUUCGAAAAAUAUCAGAGGCAUGUGCUACCGAAAGAAGUGACUGCGAUUGAAUUCGAAGAAACCGUCGAAACGCUAAAGCAACUAUUCGACGUGAAGAUCUCCGAAUUUACAAUGCGGUACCAGUGCUUGAAGCUGGAGAAGGCGGAUUCCGAAGAUUAUCUCCUGUAUACCGGCCGAGUGAACGAAUCGUGCGAAAAGGCGAAGAUCCAUGAACUGGACAGCGAUGGAAUCAAGUGCCUGUUGUGGAUAUUUGGCCUGAAGAGCCAAAAAGAAGCGGAGAUUAGGCAGCGACUCAUAACCGUACUGGACAGGGAGUACAAGGCUGGACGAAAACUGUCGUUACAGGAGUUGUACCUGGAGUGCGAAAACUUCCUCAGUCUCAAGAAGGAUAGCGAGACUGUAGCUGGUUUGCCGAAGAUUGUUGAAGCAACAAGCAAGGAAGAACCCACGAAGCUGGAAUGUUGGAACUGUGGUAAAGCUCACUUUGCCAGAGAAUGCAAAGCGAAGCUUUGGUUUUGCAAGAGAUGCAAAAAGACAGGUCAUACGGAGAAGUUCUGCGAACAAGCGGCGGAGAGAAAAGCAGCUCAGCACGACUCAAAACGAAGAAUCCACAGAAGCAGCGACACCAGUAAGAACAGAAGUUGGACGAAACCAAAACGUCAUGUGCGUAGUGUUGCGAAAAUUGCGAACGCGAUAAUGGAAGUCAACUCGACACGCAUGUAUAUCGAAGCAAAAGUGAAUAGUUAUCCAGUCAGCUUCCUGUUAGAUACUGGAUCGGACAUCACAUUGUUGAACGAAUCAACCUGGAGAAGCAUGGGCGCUCCUCGGCUGGAGAACACGAACGUGGUCGUCAAGAAUGCCAGUGGAGGCUCCAUGAAGGUUCAUGGGAAGCUAUGGUGCGACUACGAGAUCAAAGGAUCCAGAAGUGAAGGCUACGCAUACGUAACGCCCCACAACUCACUGCUAGGAUUGGAGUGGAUCCAGGAUAACGAAGAUAUGUCCUAUCACUUAAGCAGAAUGGUUGCUGAAGUGAAGACAGAGCAAACCGAGGACAUCGCUCUGAAGCUAAAGGAAGCCUAUCCAGAAGUCUGCAAGGAGGGCUUAGGGCUUUGUACGAAGGAGAAAGCACACAUGAGAAUUGACGAAAAAGUUCGCCCAGUGUUCAAGGCUUGCAGGCCUGUCCCCCAUGCUGCGCUCGAAGCUGUCGAAAAGGAGUUGGAUAGACUAUUGGAGCUGAAGGUCAUAAGUCCAGUGACACACAGCGAGUGGGCAGCUCCUAUCGUAUGCGUCAGGAAGGCGAAUGGAAAAUUGCGAGUGUGUGCUGAUUUCUCAACUGGACUCAACAAAGCGUUGGAGUCGUAUGAUUAUCCCUUGCCAUUGCCGGAGGAUAUAUUCGCAUCCCUCAAUGGAGGUACAGUGUUUUCGCAGAUAGAUCUGUCGGACGCCUAUCUGCAGAUCGAGUUAUCAGAAGAAGCGAAGAAAAUGGUUGUGAUAAACACGCAUAGAGGAUUGUACCAAUACAAUAGACUGCCGUUUGGAAUAAAGACAGCGCCAGGGAACUUCCAGCAAAUCAUGAACAAAAUGGUAAAUGGUCUGCGAGGGGUAGCAACUUACCUAGACGACAUUUUGGUUUGUGGAAGAACCGAAGAAGAACACAUGGAAAAUCUACUUGCUGUUUUUGCAAGGAUAGCCGAUUAUGGAUUCAGGAUUCGCUUAGAGAAGUGUUCUUUUGGCAAGCCAGAGAUACGAUAUCUUGGCUUCAUAGUAGAUCGAAAUGGACGAAGGCCGAAUCUAGAAAAGAUCGAAGCGAUCAGAAAUAUGGAUGAGUUGAAGAAUGUUAGUCAACUGAGAGCUUUUCUUGGCAUGAUAACGUACUAUGCGGCGUUCAUGCCAAAGAUCAAAGAUCUUCGUGGGCCAUUGGACGCGAUGCUCAAGAAAGAUGCGAAGUGGGAAUGGACACGAACAAAUCAAGAAGCGUUCGAAAAGCUCAAGAAGACUUUGUCGAGUGAGCUAAACCUUGCUCACUAUGAUCCAAGGCAGAAGAUAGUCGUGGCAGCGGACGCUAGUGACUAUGGUAUCGGUUGUGUGAUAUCGCAUAGGUAUGCCGAUGGAUCCGAAAAGCCAAUCGCACAUGCAUCGAGAUCUCUCACGAAAGCAGAGAAGAACUAUUCGCAGAUCGAAAAGGAAGCAUUGGGAAUUGUCUUUGCUGUCAAGAAAUUCCACAAGUACGUAUUCGGACGAAAGUUUUUACUACUGACGGACCAUCAACCACUGUUAGCCAUCUUCGGUGAUAAGAAAGGAGUUCCAGUCUACUCCGCUAACCGACUUAUGAGAUGGGCUACAAUACUGCUUGGAUAUGACUUUGACAUAGAGUAUGUCAAGACUACGAAGUUUGGACAAGCAGAUGGCUUGUCACGGUUGAUGAAGAAGAGUCAGAAUAACGAAGAAGACGUCGUGAUAGCUGCCGUUGAGAACGACGUGAACUUCAUGUUGAAGAACUGCAUAAGGAAAUUGCCAGUGACGGUAUCAGAUGUGCAGGCCUAUACGAAGAAGGAUCCAGUGCUGAAAAGAGUACUGACCUACGUGAAGAAAGGAGAGUGGCCAGAAGUGAAUGGAGAAUUGGCACAUUUUCGAAAUCGAAGAGAGACAUUGUCAAUCGUGGAGCAAUGUCUGAUGGAUUGUAAGGAUGAAGAAAUUAGCUCGAAGUUACGUCUACUGGCCGAAUAUUGA
This is a messenger RNA of Cylicocyclus nassatus, 3072 nucleotides long. The record is from the annotation of a GenBank genome assembly. Lineage: Eukaryota; Metazoa; Nematoda; Chromadorea; Rhabditida; Strongylidae.